UCUAAGUGUUUAACAUUGAAUUGAAGUGGUGAUAUAAUGUAUGCACACAAUUUAUUCCAAAUACAAACCCGAGAUUAAAACUAGUACAUAGUUAUUUGACAUUAGAAAUUAAAGUACAUUAAUUAGCAGAUAAUAUAAAAAUAUUAUAUGUGAGACAUUCAUAGCAAAACUACAAUUACAGAUUAAAAAUAACAACCUUAUGUAGGCCUAUAUAUACCUUUCAAUAUCCAGAUGUCGUCUUUUUUUCAACAUCUCUACCUUAUAUACUCAUCUUUGACUUCACACCUUUGUGCACUCAGCUGUGUUCCUGCAGGGGUUAUUUUCAGUUUCAGUAGACUUUACAUUUUGAGACGUCAGAAUGUCCUGUGUUUGCACCAUUUUACAGAAAAAUGGCCAGCUUUUGUGUCUCUGCAUGUCUAGAACAAAUAUAAAGUACUUGCAAGAUACAGAUUAUGAUGCAUGAUCCCCAGAAAUGUAAUGGUUUGUUUAUAAUAUCUCAUUUUAUUGUAUGAUGAUUGUUAUUGUAUGCUGAUUCGUGCAUUAAAGAUAUAACUAAACUGCUCAUUUUAGAGCACAUUUGUUGUGUUUAAAGGAAUAGUAGUUUGGAAAUUUCUGCCAUCAGAAAUGAUGAUAAAGAUGCACUUCAUUUCAUUUGUUUAUUAUUAUCGCUAGAAACAGGUGUCCUAUUUGGAAAAGCAUUGACACCAUUGAAAGGGUGUCCUUUUUAACUUAUUUUAAUACAUUUGGUUCAUUCUUACAUUUAAUUCAUUAUUUAAAGCUUUAUUUGCAUAAAAAGUCCCCCAUGAAUAGCUUUGCACCAGCUGUAACCAAUGGCAGAGUUUGGCAGCUGGCCUGUUUAGAGCCUGUCAGCUGUCUCAGCUGCCCCCAGAAGUGACAGUCGGCUCUCUGUAUAGACUAUCUAACUGUUGCAAAAUAUUUUAAUGUCAUUGGGGGAGGUCAUCUUUAGCUUGAUGAGGGGGCUGGUCAACAGGGGUUCAUAUAUGCCUCUGCAAUGGAGCAAGUGGAGACUUGCAUUAUAUGGUGGACAAAGGGCCCUUUUUGAAGUUCUAGAGCUAUCUGUACACCAAUUUAAAUGGUAUAGUCCAAUUUGAACACCCCUCCAUAUCAAGUUUAAAAUGGAAGUGCCUCUUUUGCAGUGUUUGCUGGGAAGAAGAAGUACAGUCAGGAUUGGGGCUAUGAAGACGAAGUUGGCAAUCUGAAGAGGUACUUGGAAAAAGAAAACAAGAUCUCCAUUUGGGACAUCCAUUUUUCUCACUGCAAUUUAUUCAUUCUUGUCUACAAGUGACAAGAUCCAUAGCUGAACUUGGCAGAACGCAUUGCAGCCAUUUUCCAUGCAGGGUGUGUGCGUGUUCUUCAGAAAGAGGAUUGCGGAAAAGCUGCAUACUUUUUUUUUCCCCUUCUAAACCAAUCAGCAUUGCUGUGGUAUGAGUCACUCCCACACCCUUCCCUUUUAUGACAAAGAGGGGAGGGGCUGUUUCUCAGACCGGACAGUGAAAUGGUGGCUGCUUGUACAAACAGCAGCAGCACCACUAGGAACUGAGCAGCUACAGACACAUUUACAGUAUCAGCCGAGACUGAAAGCCUAGAAGAACCAAAGAUUCAGACCCAUCUAUGGCAGAAAAACAGCAGAUCAAAGCGACUGCGGUCAAAGUGCUGUGCUAUGUGGAGAAGAUCUCCUCCUUCGCCUCCAACAUAGACCCUCUCUUUGGGAUUGUGACCUCAGUGGUUGGGGUGGUUAGGAAAGGCCUUGGGGAUGAGGAGGACAAUGAGAUGGACAAGGACUUCAAACAGAUCCAUCAGAAGCUGGAAACCAUCUCAGAGAAGAACAAGCAGACCCUGCGGCAGAUCCGCAUCGACGAAAUCAACGAGACUUAUGGUAAACAUGAGGAAAUCAUCAAGCAUCAGUACACGGCUUUCAACAACAUGCUGGAAAAGGUUAAACUGGACCCUGACAACUCAGAUCGUCACAUGAAGGAUUUUGUGAAGAUCUAUGAGAAUGAUAAGAUGGAUCUCAGCUUAGAUACGUAUUACCGUGGAGUGAAGGGUGCCGCUCUGUUUGGGAAGCCCAUGCUGCAGGUUUACCUGGAGAACUGCCAAAGAAACAAAAAGGUGAUGGAGGCCCGUUGCUCUCACAUCGCACACCUGUUCUACAUCGGUCUAAUGGCACUGAUGGCCUACUACGCCGUCACUGAAGAUGACGAGGAUGAAGUGAGAGACAAAUGGUGCCCGAGGGUCACUGAAAUUCAAGCCAAGAUGCAAGAAGUUCUGGAACAGUGCACUGAGGAAAACUGAAGUGGGAACAUUGCACUGAACGAUUGCUGAGACUAUUCAUUUCAUAUGCUGAAAGUCUUGAAUUAGGAAGUUUAAAUAAAUAGCGUGGGGUGUAAAAUGGGUGAAUCUUUUCCUGCUUGCCAAUGGACUUUUCAAUGCAAUACUGAAGUAGUGCAAAGUUCUUAACACUGUAUAUCGCAGUUACAGUUUUUUUUUUUUUUUUUUUUUAUGUUAAGCAUGUUUUGGUCAUAACUGUAGCUGAAUAUAUUGCAAAAAAACAAAUCAUAUGAGCCUUUAAUGCGAGUUACACAUGUUCAUAUGAAUUAUUAUAUAAUUGUUUGCUUAUGUUUUGUGGAACAUCUCUGAUUCUUUGCACAAUAAAUGAAUCUAUUUUUUUCUGUCA
Carassius auratus (goldfish) is the source of this 2695-nucleotide messenger RNA. RefSeq lists its product as uncharacterized. Bases 1633 to 2313 code for a protein of 226 amino acids. Lineage: Eukaryota; Metazoa; Chordata; Actinopteri; Cypriniformes; Cyprinidae. The record is from RefSeq and is a predicted model, not a curated record. The transcript is spliced from 4 exons.